UGCAGGGAAAAAAAAUAAUACUUAGCUUUGACUAUACAAACUGCUUAAAUCAUUAUAAGGAAAUGCUGCAACUGUACAGUGGUUGUCACAUUAAUCCUGGAGAAAAUAUCAAACUAGGCCAUCAAUCCUUAUGGGGAAUUCGGAAAACAGGCUUGUUAAAAUGUAAGAGAAAUGUGUCUUGUGGACAUGGAAAAUGUGAUGGCAAAUCCUGCACUGCAGCCGCUAAGUAGCUUAGAUCAUAUGAGCAGGCGUAAUGGUGAAGUGCUUCAGUUUAGGUGACUGUCCACAGUAUGUUGAUUUAAGAAAUCGCCUUCCCCCAGAAGAUGUGCUUUUUUUAUUUCCCUUUUCUAAAUAUGAGUAAUUCAAGUUUACAUUCCUUUCCCUUCCACCCCCCAAGUUCAAUGGUUCGCAUGAACAAACAUCAUGGUCAUUUAAUAUUCAACUAAAUGAAAUGUUAAUUUUCACUGCAAGUUAAGAGCUGAAAACACAAUUGCAGAAACGGAAGAUGCCUGAGGAUUAUUCAGUAUAAAGAAAGCCAGCCCUGGAGCUUGAAGUGGGCUCCUAGCUCCAAUAGCAGUAUCUCCUUUCCACCUGCACAGUUGUUGAGAAGGUUAAAUGAGCAGCUGUGUGAAGGGCCUGCCCGUGUCUGGAACACAAGAAGCGUUCCCCGAUUUCAAGUUCCUGCUACUAAUGUGCAAAAAAGGGGGGCCCUGGCUGCAAAGUGAGGGCUGUCUAACUAUUUUCUCUGGCGACACACCAUCCGCAAGACAUCCCAGGCAGGCUCAGAUAGGAGUGCCUGUCUCUAACUUGAGCUGGAUGGAGUUCAAGGUGAAGCGAGUGGUGGAGGCAGACAUGUCCUCAAGUCACUUCAAGGCCUCUGGUGAACGAUGCAGAAGCAAAUUGUUGUCGUUGCUGUCCCAACAGUCUAACACCCAACUGAAGAGGCUGUAAAGCGGGUGGUAACGAAGAGAUGGGGUUUGGGCGGCGGAGUGUGGCCCCUCGUUGCGGGUGUGUGGAUUCAAAAACACCUGUUUCCCGCUCCUAACCCAAGGGAAGUCACUUGGCAGCUCUGGCCUCGGCUUUCCUCACCUGGAAAGCGGGGCGAACGAAACCUACCUCUGGCAGAGCUAUCGUGCGGAUCACAGGUUAAAACGCGAAGAUAGCUUGGUAAAGCCUCGACUGCCCGGCUUGUCAAUAUUCUGAUAGAGAGAUUGGUCCAGAGCCAAAAGGAAAUAACUUAAAACCAUCGUAAUUUCAAAGAAGAAGAAUUCCUCUGCAUGGAAAAUGACACUUUUAAGUCCCAAGCCCAUUGCCUGGGCAUAUGCCAUGAUAACAUUAGGGUCUGAAAUGCUAACUUCUGUCUUCAGCUUCUACUACGUGAAGCUUUUCCUCCACCUGUACAAGAUUUCAGAAGUGGCUUUCCACCAAGCCCAGGUAAUUUCAAUGGUCUGGAAUGCUGUCAAUAACCUGACUGGGUAUUUUCACAACUCAAGGGCCGACUGCUGCUCCUAUCGUCACCCAUGCGUGUUGUAUGCCGCCCCUUUCUGUGCAGUGGCCUUCCUGCUCCCUUGGUUCCCUUGGAAACACUAUGGCGCAGGGGACUGGCUCAGUGGACUUCACCUGGUGGUGUCAUUGUGUGCUUUCGACAGCACGCUCACCUUUGUCCAGCAAGCCCAGUGCACCUGGUUCGUAGAGAUUCACACUAGACAUGAAAGCCGGCUGCAGCUCAUUCAAACCAACCAGGUGGCCACGCUGGUAGGCUCUACCAGCGUCCUCGUCUGUGGCCUCCUCUCUGCCAACAUGGACAUUGUGCCCAGUUUUCAGGCCGUCACUGUUGUCAUUGCCGUGCUUGCAGCUGCUAGCCUCUACGCGGGCCUGUUCCACCUGGGUCGCUUCGAACCCAAAAGAAGCCCCAAGGACACCCUUUUCUCAGAAAGCGAACUAGAGCUCCCCUGGACCUCCGUCAUCUCGCUGAUGGGACAAAUCCUGACCCAGAGGAACUUUUGCCUCUUUCUGAUAAUGAAUUUCUUCCAACUCUUCCACUUAACCUUCUUCAGUAACUUCAUGAUGGUCUUCGCAGAGGGUCUCAUUCCCGCGGAGGCUCUGCCUUCGUCCAUAAGGAGCGUCAUGUACGGGGCGGGCUUUAUCUGCCCACAGUGCCUUGUCCUUCUGGGCCAGUCCUGGCUGAAGAAGUCUGGCUACUAUAAAGCCAUCUUACUGUCUUUCUACCUGGAAGGAGCAGCCUCCAUUGCCAUGUUACUCCUUGGACCGCGAUGCCAUUACAUCCUGGCUCUUUAUCUCACAACUAUCAUGGUGACUGUACGGGCUUCCUUUUGCUUAUUUAACCUGCCACUAGCUGAUGUGGUUGAUGCAGAUCUACUGAAGUUCAAUCGGCAGUCACCCCUUUCCUCAAUGGUUUUUGGCAUCAACGCCUUAUUCACCAAACCUGCUCAGUCUCUCGCUCCCAUGGUGAUACUCUCCAGGCUAAACCAGUAUGGAUAUAGAGACCCACACCAAAGUACAAUUUUAGAUCUUCACGAUGCUAUGUUUAACUUGGUCUGCCUGGUCCCACUGGGCAUCGCAGUGAUUCAGGUCCUGGUUUGGAGCCCAGUCUCAAUUGGGAACAAGACCGACCACACAGAGACUCCUUGAGGUCCGUGCCGGCGGUCAGGGGAUUCAGCUACAGCUGCCAUAGUUUGCCUGUUCUUAGAGAAUUUACGUUACACCUGAAGGCAAAACUGUUCUCGAUAACUUCUUAUUUGUUUAGAAAAUAAAACAAAACAAAAGUCUGACAUGGUUGAGGGCUUUUUGACUACAUAAGAAGGAAGUGAAAUUUGAGAUAAGGACUCACGGCUGUUUUCA
This is a messenger RNA of Hipposideros armiger (great roundleaf bat), 2862 nucleotides long. RefSeq names its product transmembrane protein 180-like. The record is from RefSeq and is a predicted model, not a curated record. Lineage: Eukaryota; Metazoa; Chordata; Mammalia; Chiroptera; Hipposideridae. The transcript has 8 exons. The coding region runs from base 1285 to 2652 and encodes 455 amino acids.